Messenger RNA from Marchantia polymorpha subsp. ruderalis, 7358 nucleotides. Lineage: Eukaryota; Viridiplantae; Streptophyta; Marchantiopsida; Marchantiales; Marchantiaceae. The record is from the annotation of a GenBank genome assembly.
AUGGGAUUGCCUCUCACUUCAUCUAUAUCCUCAUCCGAGGAUACAGACUUCCAAGCAGGCUCAAAACCUCUCCAAGGAAGCCAAGCAGAUCAUUCGACGUAUCCUUCUCUCGAUGUUUGUAUGAAAAAUCAGCAGCAGCCUAGAUCUGCAUCUUCCAGCUCGUCGAUCAAAGGUGCAAGCUCUUCCGCGGAAUGUGCUAGCGUUCUCGUUGAAGAGUCUGAGUGCGAGAUGAAAGCAGUGAUACCAUGGAACUUUCGUGAGCUCCUGUCUCCUAUUCGACUGACUUUACCCCAGGACCACGGACAGCUAGCGCUUGUCAUGCAACAAUCGACAACAUUGCAAGUGCUACUUCCGAAUAACAUCGCACUUUCUGUCUCGAUGGUGCUGAACGAGCAGACUGAAAUCCAGCACAUUAUCCAUGCUAUCUUCAUCGAAAGUCAAAAGUCUGCGUCUCACAGCUUGACGAUACAGUCUGAUAGGGAGAUCGACUGGAAGAGCAGUUGGCUUGAGAGUGUAACCGGAGAGCCCUUGAUCAAAGAGCAUUUGAUUAAGAUGAAGAAUCAACCUUCCGCGACGGUUGUGCUCCAAGAUGGUCAGCCGAACUCCGUGCACUCUCACGAGCAUUUGUGGGACUUGACACCGCAACCACAAAUGCUGGGACGAUUGCCUCAGGGAUACAGUCUGCUCACAGCCCUUGCAGACGAGGUGGAUAAUGCACUCCAAGCUGUCUGGGAAACUACUGGUCACAAGAGACUGAUCAGUGUGGAUUUGGCUCCAGAUUGCAUAACCAUCUUUGACUCUGGACCAGGAAUGGAUUCUACUAUGGAUAACUCAAUAGAGUUCUGGGGAACUUUGGGAAGGACCAAACACAGGGCAAAAAAUAUAGAAGCAAUAGGAGGACACCCUCCUUUUCUGAAGCCAUAUUUGGGAAAAUAUGGUGCCGGAGGAGUAGCGGCUGCUUUGCACUUAGGAGGAUGUGUAAAAGUCUCAUCCAAGACGUUGGCCUCCAAGAGGGUUGUAACGCUUGUCUUAGACCUGCAAGGCCUUGAAGAAAGAAGUAACAGUAGCGAAAACUUGUGGAAGACUCGAGGAUCCUUGAGAGAAAUGACACAAGAAGAACGUGAAAAAUCUCCUCAUGGAUCUUUCACAAAGGUGGAGAUAACCCGGUUGAAAGAACAGUACUGCAUAAGCAAGCAAGCGGAUGGCAGAAACUACUGGAAAGUUGCACAGCUGAAGCGUCAAUUGAAAGACAUAUACUUUCUCUACAUACAGAGUGAUGAUGGUGUCUCAUCUAAAGUGACAUGUCCCGUGAAUUUUCGGGUCAACAAUCAAGAUUUGCUCGAGGUAACUGACUGCGAGAUCAGCAUUGUCAACAUGCACACCUGUAACGGGGAGCCUUUUGUUUGCGAUAUGGAGUUCACAAAGCCUGUUGAGGGUUCUCACAAUCGGGAUAUCAACGUCGAAAGGGCUCAUAUCCGAAUCAAGUGCGACUAUUUUCCAAACAUCAGAGGAAGAGAGAUGCUGCAAGAAGUAAUAGACAAGCUCAGGGAACUUGACAAGGAUUAUCAAUACAAUUUCGAUACCAUGCCCAGAGUCGGUGUGAGAUGGCUUGGAAGGUUGCUUCCUGACGCUAAAUGGCCAAAUCUCCCCUUCAUGGAUGUUGCUCUUGCCCACAAGAAGCAGGGAGAAGUUCAUCGCAUCUGGACAAAGAGAGUGAAGGCGUUUGUUGACACGGAUGCUGGUUUCCAUCCGACACAGAGCAAGACGGAUUUAGAGAAAGACCAUCCAUUCACAACUGCCCUGAGGACAUUGGGAGGCUCCCAUGAUGGCAUAUCAGCUGAAGGAGUGAAAAUCCGAAUUAGAUAUAUGGACAAGCUUCUCCCAUUGGAGGAAUUAUCAAAAGUGUACAUGAGGUGGCUUCAAAAAAUGCAUGAAGAAUUUGAUCAAGAAGUUACCUUUCUGGAUCCUCCGACAUUCAUUUUUCACCAGGAAAGCCUCAAAGAGCUGAAAGUAAAUAAGCCAGUGGCUAUCCUCCACAAGAAGAUAAAGCUCAACGAAUUAUACACAUGGGAGAUUAACGACGAAAAUCCUAUACGGCUAAAGCUUGGUAGAGGCUGCUUAGGAACCAAAGGUGCAGUUUGGGUCACACUGGAGUUCUUUUACUGUGCCGGCACAGAUGACGAAAGAGGCGAAGUGAACAUGAUUUGUAGACCCAUUGAAGCAGCAGAUGAAGAUGGGAGUAAGCUGGAAUAUUCGGAAGGACAGUUGACUUUUCGUCUGAACAAGUCCUUGUGCUUUCCGUUCUUGACCCUCUUGUCUGAAAAGUGCCACAAAGUUGAUGAAAGUGAAUGGAGUAAUCAAGUCAAGAGAUACGGAGGAACCUCACCUUCUUUUGUUGAGGUUUUAAGUCAAGAAGACUCUGAGCGCUUUGGUCUUCAGUUCGCUCUACCAAGAAGCGGCACAACAGUAAGAGCGGGUUACGGCCUUCCAGAGGAUUUGCUGGUGGUUGUUCGUCCCCGGAAAGGCCAUGGUCCUUCCUUCAAAAAGGGGAGGAUAAUUUCUGAGCCUAUGAAGGUUUCAAUGAAGGUAAUGUUCAAGUCUCAGGAUGGUGGAUCGCUGACGAGAAGGAAAAUCAAGGCGGAGGAUGAAACUGAACAGCUGGAACUGCUACACGAAACAACUUCUCAAUGUAUUAUUCACCCAAGCGGGGUCAAAGGACUCUACAGCUUCAGUACCAAAGGCACAAACUUUAGCACAUUGACGCGAAGAGGGGAAUACACCUUCCAAUUCGAACUGAUAAGUGACGAUUAUAGGUUUGUGCAACCAGCAAUACGUACUCUUAUUGUCGAAGCAGCUGACGGGAAAUCAGACUGGACGAUUUUCACAUGUGACACACAAGAUAGCUUGACCAUCAGGCUAGACGAAAAACUCAAGUACCCUUUGUUUAUCGAGAGACGUGACGAGUUUGGCAACACUAUGCCGCUUGGGGAUCUGAAAGAAGUCACACUGGUUACAGUUGGCAAGGACGGUCAGUGGCUUGGAAUGUCCACCACCGUAACCUUAACGGAUCCAGAGAUGCAACUGAACUCAAAGCGAGACACACUUCUUCUGGAGGACAUCCAAUUCGACAAAGGGAAUUUGGCAUCAAUUCAACCACAUCGCGAGGGACUUCUACAGCUCCACAGUGAGGGCAAGAAACUUGCAGAAACCUCCUGCUCUGUUUUUCCGGGAGACAUUGCACUGGUCGAAUUAAAAUCAGACACUACGCUUGCCUUGAAGAGCUUUUAUCCCGAAGAGAUUAUCCAGCAAUUGACAAUACAGGCCCGAGACAAGUUCGGGAACCAAGCAGCACAAGGUCAGAAACUGAAAGUCGUCUUGGAUGGACUGAGUUUCUUCAACGAAUCUUCCUUGUGGGAGGUCGAUGAAACUGGUCAGCUGCAGUUGGGAGGAUUGCUGAAAAUCACCGGCCCUUUCAGCACAACAGGUUCUAUCAAAUUCGUAUCAGAAUCUAACGUUGAUCUUCUCGAGGUUCCAGUCAAAGUCGUCGACAGGUUUCUGCAAAAACUUGGAGAGCUACCAAGCGAGGCAUGGUGUGGGAUGCAACUUGCGGGAGUUGACGUGGAGAUCGUCGACGAAAGAGGAGAACGCGAUACUUCAGUUGAUGCCGCGAAACCAGACAGCGUUGAACUGGAAGUGAGCUGGAUCCCCAACGCAGCAUUCAAGUUCACCGAAGGCGUGUGUACACUACCCACAAUACAGCUUCCACGCACUCCUGGAGUCUGGGCUGGUACCUGUUACAUCUCCAACAGGCAUCAAAUUAGUCUGGGCUUUGAGGUGGAAGUCAGAAUGGCCGAUGCAAAUAUUUUAGCCCAUGCCACCUCUGGUCCUGAAGUCAUCGAGACCAAGAGCGGAGAGCCCUUCAGACUACGUUUCAGAGCGCUGGUUGACACAUUAGGUGAACCUGGUGUCUUGACGGAUGAGCUGCAAUCAGGACUUGUUUUGAGCGUAGCUUGUGAACGACCCAGAGCUCUACAUCCUGACAAAGUCUUCUGGGACUUCGUUCUUCUGAAAGUAGAGGAAGGAGUGUACGAAGCUGUCGUCAGUUUGUCCCGGACAACUGGGACUUACUUCCUUGAAUUGACGCAUCUGGAAUCGAAGAUGAUCGGCAUGGUUCGCUGGAAAAUUCUGCUCCGUCAUGGCAAGCUGACCGAGCUUCUGCCACUAGCGAGGGAUGUCAGAGGCAUCAUGCCCAAGCAGAGCAGAGCCCCUCUCUCCUCAUGUCAAGUAGCUGUAGGAGACUUAUUGCCAGCUCUGGAGAUACUGUUGUUGGACUCUGAGAAAAACUUCUGCACUCGCUACGAUGGCAGAGCUCUCGAACUCCAAUGCAGGAAGUGUCCCCAGUGGAAGGUUCUGAGUGCGGAAAUUGCAAACGGUGCAGCUGAGUUCGAGAGUUUGGUCAUGUAUUUAGAUAAAGGAGAGUAUGAAUUGUACGCUGAACUGGAUGACCCGGAAGUCUCGUGCGGCUGUUCAAUAGACCUGCGAGUCAUACAUGGCAACUAUCCUUCACAAAUCAAGGUGGACACAGAGACUGCCACAGAAAUAUGUCUGUCGGGCGAAACACAGCAGUUUUUACCCGAACUGGUCAUCACCUUAGAUUCCGCAGACGGCCGGAGGCUCAAGAACAAGGUGCAGGUUAGAGCAUCCCUCAGGAACACAGAGUGUGCCGAAUCAACACCACUUCUGACGCUUCCCGAUUCCGAGAGUGGGAUGGCUUCAUCGGUGAGCAACAAUGAGCUCGUGCUUUACGAUGAGACUGCAAAUAAGAGAAAAAGGCACUGUGGCGAUUCGAAGUACGUCUUCGAUCAGCUGCCAGUUCCUCGUAGAGCUGGAAACUAUCGCCUCAAGAUUCAUCUGCCUGAGUUUCCAGUCGAUCCCAUCUGGAGACUCAUCUCCGUGAAGCAUGGUCCACCUCAUAGACUUGAAAUCUGUCACGCCACGAUAGGCGAGGAGUUGCAGCAACUGGAAGUCAAGCUAGUGGAUGCCCACGACAACAUCUGCUCUGAAAGCUUUGGAGAGCUCCGCUUGAGCUUCACCAUCGACACGAGCGCACUGUUUCCCAGCGAAGGCAUCAGUCAACCUUGUCCGCUGCUGAGUAAAUCGACCGCAGAACUCAUCGCCGGUGUUUGCAAAUUCGACAAGUUGGAGUUCGGCUCUGGACUCGAGGGAAUGUAUCAGAUGCACUUGUUCUAUGAAGGCCCUGCUGAGCUUCCGGUCAAGUCGGAAGCAGUACGAGUUCUCAUCACCAGCGGCAAAAUCGUUCAAUCCGUUUUGGAUCGCUUGAACAACUUACAGUCGCUAACGCAGGAUCUGAAAGCAAUGACGCACGAGAUAUCUCGCCUAUGUCAAGAGCUUGAAACUGAAAAGAAUCGUCUGGAGAUACUGGACAGGAAGAUUGACUUGUUCGAAGAAAACAUAAAACAGCUGAGGGAGGAGCUAGAUGUAUUCGACGCGUGUUACGAACAAAAUAAAGAGAUGUUGGAAGCAGAGAAGGAGAGAGACAAACUGUUACAGACUCGCGAGGACGUGCACGAGGCAAUUAAGAAGCUCCCGGGCCCAGAUUCAUCUCCUCUAGACUUUUGUGAGAAAUUUGGCAGGGGCCUUGCAGCCAAGUCCAAUGCACUUCUUGACUUGGUUGUCAUGUUAGCUGGAGUGGAGGAUGAGCGGCUGAACAGGAUUCUUUCUGUGUACCUGGGUCGCAGUAGCUUGUUACUGAUCGCAUGCGAGACUCGUGAACAGCUGCGGCAAUCAUACGCGUCUAAGCUUUGGAAUGGACGAUGUGAAGUCAUCUGCCUAGAAGAACUCAGUGAGUGUACUGUGCCAACAGAUGUCGAGCACCCGCAGAAACUCCUCUGCCUUCCUGAGCCUGUGGGCAGGAAUGGCCAGGUCCCGAGGGGCUUUCUGGGCUUUGCAGUGAACUUGAUUCACCUCCAGCCAGAGCACAUGCACACGAGAAGAACGCUGUUUUUCCACCUCCUGGGCGAGUGUCAUGUUUACGACUCGGAGGAGAAUAUGAACCAAGCCCUCAAUGAUCUGCCGUGCCCACCGGGAGCCAUGUCUUUGGAUGGAGCUUUCGUCAAAGAUCGUCUCCGGCACCCUCUCGGCCGAGGGUGUCCCACAAUAUGCUUCCCUGCUGUGCCGUUCGAGGAGAGAUCGCAGUGCAGCUUGCUACCACCAGCUUGUGAGGCCUUCAAGAGCCUGAAGAGGCGGAACGAUGUUGGCGAGCAGAUUCAACAGAAAAUGAGUGCGAUUCGUGGCUGUGAGCAGGAGAAGACUGACAGCAGCUCGAAGAUCCAACGAAUGGAACAGGCGCUGACUAUUCAGAAGCAAAAUGAACAGCGCUUGCAAGAUAUGAUGUCACAUCUGGUCAAAGAAGUCGAGACCGUAAAAUCUGUAGCUGAACUUAUAGACUCGAGAUCACUGGACAGUGGUGAGCAAAGAUUGCGUAUUUUUCUCGUGUACCGCUGAUCUUUCUCUUUCCUGGUACCACCAACAAAAUGUGCGCAUCACCUCAUCACUUCCGCUUACUCGCAUUCAGAAUUUCAGUCCCUGUUAGCGCUCAGGCAGAGAAUCAGAUCCUACAGAUACCCGUAUACAGUAUUGGUGUAUGCAAUCGAUCCAUAAGACUGGAAACUAUCUAUCAAUGCACUUGGCUAUCCAUCGUGUUAUAAGUGUAUUGGAAUAGUGAAACGAUGAAAAUUUCAAGGGAUGCCAUUUCAUUUCUUGACCUCUCAAGAUUACACUCAGUUCUCCAACUAUCAAUAGAACCACUGAAUUGGACUCGACCAAUCCAACCGAGAGAUCUAUUCGGCGAAAAGUAAUGGAACCAGAGUAGUAACUUUCCUAAUCACUAGAACGAGUAGUUUUAAUGGAUCUUUCUUCAAAAUGACAUCAUUGUUCACAAACAUAGAUUCCACGAAGUGUCUACGAAGAUAUCUGUCUAACAUGGACCCUGGGGGCUAUGGGGGCUAUGUAGCCCCAGUCCUUCAUAGUCAGCAGUCCCAGUUAUGGGCUACGGAUUCUUCUUCAAAUAUAUGUAAGCACUAGGAAUGACUGACAGACAUGGAUAGUGGCCUCUCGGGCCCAGAGGGCCGGAUUGGCCGUUUCUCUGUCGCUCCCUCUCGGCUGACCCUUGUAACGGCGGGUCGUACCCCCGCAUCGGUUGUUGCGUGCCCGAGCCCCCGUGGAGGGGUUUGUUUCUUCAAGAGAUCCGAAAAUAGGUAAUUGAGUAAUGCACAAAAUUUUAUUAGAUUCAGUCCAUAUGAGAAAUAAUGUAUUGUACAAGGCGAUAGUUUAUUUCC